AUGUACGCGUCACUUGGGAUAUCGUCCGAGCAGGUGUACGGCGACAUGUACACAGCAUGGCUGCGCGAUACACAUGAGAAGAACACACCUGACGUGAAGCGGCUUUACACGACCACAAUCGAGAAGGGAUUCGGUGAUCAGAAAAUCUUGUUGCGCCGACAGCGGCUCGGCGCCAACUUCAUCAGCAGCCUUGCUCCGCUGCUACACCAGUGCUCGUUAGUGAAGCUCGACCUCCAUGGCAACAUGUUGCGCGAUGUCGGGUGUGAGAUGCUUAUUCAUGUGUUGCGGGAUGCGCCACAGCUGACGUAUCUUGACCUAGGGGCGAAUGCCAUCGGCUGCUCUUCGGUUCUGACGAGUGGCAUCAGCGGCGGCGGCGCGGUUUUUAAGGGCAAAGUUGGCGGUGGAAGCAGCCCAGCUGGCGCCCUCGCCCCUCGCAGGGGUGGAGCGGGGAGCAGUGGCGGCGCGGGUGGCAGUGGCGCUCGCGUCAGCAGUAGCUAUCUCAACGCCAUGCAGGGUCUCGGCAACGCUAUCGCGCAGCACAAACGACUGGCGGUGCUCAUCCUCGGCUCUGAAAGGGAAGAGGUCUAUGUGAAUCAGAUUGAGGCCAUCGGUGCCAUGCUGCUGCUCGAAGGCUGCGUGCUGAGCCGCACGCUGAAGCGGCUCGAUCUAAGCGGCAAUCCCUUUGCUAUGGACGGCGACACGCCGUUUGCUGGCGCGGUGCCGGGGCCCCUUGCAGCGAUAGGAGGCGCUGCUGCCGGCACCCGCGUCGGUAGUGCGUCGACACAAAUGGACACGGCUGCAGCAAGGGGCGGCAGCGCUUAUGGGAUGCGUUCUGCCCCGCGCACUCCGGUGCAGCUAAUCGCCCAGCUCCUGCGGACGUCUGUGACGCUCACACAUUUGACGCUGCGAUCGGUGUGCCUCACCGACGGUGGGGCGGCACACCUCUUUGAGGCCGCUGGCGCCAGUCGCACACUCCAGCAUCUCAACCUAAGCGCCAACGGCCUCUCCUCUCGCGUCGCUGAUGAGGCCGGCAGGCUACUGCAGCAGCGCACCGCGGCUGCGCGUGGUGGCGCCUUGGGCUGCACGCUGCAUUCGUUAGUGCUGGCACACAACGAUCUGUGGGACAACGGCGCUGCAGCGGCGCAGGCGCAUCGAGGCAGCUUGGGCAUUGGCGCCGCUGCUGCGUCCCGGCCGGCGACGUGUGAUGGCAUCGGGCUACACAACCGUGCGCAGAAUACGACGGCGAUGACCUUGACGCCAAUGUCGUCGACGUCGAAGUUUGUCAACCGCGCACGCGCUUUGCGGGAUGGCACUCACGGCGAAACUGACGAUGCUUCUCAGUCGGGACAUCACUCUCAGCAGCAGCAGCAGCGCGACCCCUCUCCAGGGAUCGUCCUCCUGCUUGCCCUGAGCCACGAUCAGUUCAUUACGACUCUCAUCCUGGACGACUGCGUGAUGGACGACACGGCACUCCACACGCUCUGCCGGUCGCUCACGACAAACGCGAUGCUCAAGGUACUCUCGAUGCGGCACAACAACCUCUCUCCCGAUGGCGUUGUUCAGCUCGGCCGCUCCUUGUGCCGCCAUCCCUGCCUCGAGAGGCUUCUCCUGUCCGGCAAUGCAAUCGAGGACGAGGGCGCCUGCGCCCUUGCCACGGCCCUUGGCCAGCCUGAUGCGCCGUUGGUCGAGCUGGACCUCGUCAAGACGUGGCUGGGCGAUCGCGGGCUGAUCGCGAUUGGUGUAGCGCUGCAGGCCAACACUUUGCUGCGCGUGCUGCGCGUCUCGGACAACCACUUCACUCACAACGGCGGCGCCUCCUUCGCGGCGCUGCUGGAGCGCAACAACUACGUUGUGCAGUGUGAGCUGGGGGCGACAAGCGUGCCGCAUCACAUUUUGCUGCGGGUGGAGCGGACGACGGCGCGCAACUGCACCCGCGCCGCAAACGCAGACGCUGACGCGCUCAAGGCGGAGGUGGUGCGCCUCCACUACCAGAAGUAUAAGCUGCUAGAGGCGCACCUGGAGCUGGAGGCGCUGCGAGAGAACAACACCGAGGUGAAGCGCACCAUCGAGAAUUUUGACCUGCAGACCAAGCAGGAUCACAGCGACUUCCUGAAGCGCAUUCGCGAACUCGAGGAGCACAUCGAGAAUGCAAAGCAGCAGGAGGCGCGGUAUACGGAGCAGAAGGCGAAGCUGGAGGCAGACCUGACCAAGGCAGAGCGAGCCCACGAGGUGGAUAUGACCUACAUGGCGGAGCGGCUCUCCGUCGAGGUCGGUCUGCGCGAGAAGGCCGAGGCGGAACUUCAACAGCGGCAGCAAGAGCUGACUUACUGGCAAGAGAAAGGGCCGGAGAGGGAGGCGCAGAAGCGGGAGCAGCUCGCGGCGCUGAAGGCGGAUCACGAGGCGUGGUCCUCGCAGCGCAAGGCGUACCGCGAUCGCACGGCCGAGCUCCAGCAGCAAGUUGCCACGCUCCAGGCGGCUGCGGCGACCGCGGGCGCGUCGAGAGGUAUGUCCAAGAAGCGCAAGAAGUCCGCAAAGGUGUGA
Molecule: messenger RNA, 2541 nt
Organism: Leishmania major strain Friedlin
Lineage: Eukaryota; Euglenozoa; Kinetoplastea; Trypanosomatida; Trypanosomatidae
Exons: 1
Coding region: 1-2541 (846 amino acids)
Biological process (GO): nucleocytoplasmic transport; activation of GTPase activity
Cellular component (GO): nucleus; cytosol; perinuclear region of cytoplasm
Molecular function (GO): small GTPase binding; GTPase activator activity
Source: RefSeq, a predicted model, not a curated record